AUGCAGUGCAUGCCAUUGCUGCUGCGGCAGUCACUUCGGUCCAGUCUACACCUCACACGAACACCCUCAGGGCCAGUGCGCGCAGCACAACUCCGCCCGACCAUCCCGAGCGCCUUCUCCGUCCCCCGAGCCCCAACGCGCAACUUCUCUGUCUGUCUACAAUGCCAAUUCCGUCGCCAGCCGGAACUAUAUUCCUCUCCCGACGAGAGGAAAGACAGUGUGAAUGCACAGAAUACUGCAGAGGAGCUGAAGGAGGCCCCCAGUGCACGCGAGGAGGGUUCCAUCUCGGGAGACGUGGGCAGCUCUCGCGCAACAUUGUCACAGGCCGAAAUCCCGGCUGAACAACCAGAGACUGAGAAACCGCUCUACGAGGAACCGACAAGCGGAAGCAGCGUUCAUGUUGAAGGAACGCAGAGCGGGGGUCUCCCGUCCAGCCUCGAGAGCCGCCGGUCUCAGGUGUCCAAGCAAUUCACCACCUUGAUGGAUAACCUACAAUCCAACAUCUUCGUGGCUGGUCAGCGGCUGAACGACCUAACCGGCUAUUCGGGUAUCGAGGCUCUUAAGAAGGAAAUCCAAUUCCAAGAGAGCCGACUCCGUGACGCCCGAGCACAGGUCAAAAAGGCGAAAGAAGACUAUGCCGCCGCGAUCAACAGCCGCUCUGCCUCCCAGCGCGAAGUCAACGAACUCUUGCAAAGGAAACACUCAUGGUCGCCCACAGACCUGGAGCGCUUCACGCUCCUGUACCGCAAUGACCACGCAAAUGAGGUUCUCGAGUCCACGACACAAGAAGCGUUGUCGAAGGCUGAACGCGAGGCUGAAGAGGCUGCGGCACUGCUGAGCAAGGGGAUUCUCUCGCGCUACCACGAGGAACAGGUCUGGUCUGAUAAAAUCCGUCGCAUGAGUACCUGGGGAACAUGGGGGCUUAUGGGGAUGAAUAUCCUACUGUUCUUGAUCUUUCAAAUUGCCGUGGAGCCCUGGCGCCGCAAGCGGCUUGUCAGGGGGUUUGAGGAUAAGGUGAUUGAGGCGAUGGAGAAGCAGAAAGCGCUGGACCAGGGCGCUCCUGUCGAGAGUGCCUCACUUUCUGCGGACUCUGCCGCUGCUUUACUCCCUUUUCAAGCCAAUGAGGAACCAAUCGCCAAUGCAGGAGAGAUUGUUCAACCUGAACCAUCCACCAUCACCACCAACUCAACCGCUCUCCAAUCUCUUCAGUCCCAACUCUCAAACAUCUCCUCUUCACCCACUUCCCUUGCAUACUGGCAACAAGCACUCCACGAGCUCUUCAGUGACCGCCACGUCGCCAUCUCCCAGCGUGACCUGUCGACCCUAGCCGUCCAGAGCGCGGCAGCCGGCGCCGCAGUGAUGGGCCUGGUGCUUGCACUGAUCCGACAUUGA
This is a messenger RNA of Penicillium riverlandense, 1392 nucleotides long. It is a transcript of the gene she9, whose product is annotated as putative mitochondrion biogenesis protein (She9). The record is from RefSeq and is a predicted model, not a curated record. Gene Ontology annotation, biological process: inner mitochondrial membrane organization. Lineage: Eukaryota; Fungi; Ascomycota; Eurotiomycetes; Eurotiales; Aspergillaceae. Gene Ontology annotation, cellular component: mitochondrial inner membrane. Bases 1 to 1392 code for a protein of 463 amino acids. The transcript has 2 exons.